GUGUGUUCACGCAUUCGCACUGUGAGCGCGUGUUCGUUUCCUUGAUGUUCUCACGACGCCGCUCCUCUCGCGGGAAUAGACUUUUCUUUUGUGCGCGAAGUUCGGCUUCGAGAAACGUAACGGAAAAGCUUCUCCUCUAAUUCUCUCGAUUACGAAAUUUGCGACGAACAACAAGCGAUGAAUCUCUCCGACAAUUGGGAUGUCUGCAAGUGGGUGUGGGAAUAUUUUGUGGAAACGGAAGCGAAAACUAUGGUGGAAUGCAAGCACUGCCAUUUGUACUUGCAAUGUACGAGGACGUCGGAUCUCUAUCGUCACUUUAUGGAUCAUCAUUGGCACGAUCUUCGAAAUAAUUGCGACGUCGAUAGUUACACGAGAAUGAGCUCGGAUCCGCUUUGGGUGAUGAAUGAAUUCAACAAACGUUGCAUAACGCACGUGGUGUUGUGCAAAAUUUGCCACGUUCCCAUUACUUGCAGACAUCCCAUCACGCUCGCCGAUCAUUUGUACGACCAUAAGAUAGACAACCAGAGCGAUCCAACCAAAGAAAUCGGACAGUCGGAACCGCAGCCAUCGAGUACAGUCGAGAUUCCACGUACAUGUGACGAUAAUUACUCUUUAAAGAAGUACUUGAGAGCCAUCAAGCGGGACGGUCAACCACUGCGAUGUUACGAAAACUGUAAGCUACACGACGGUGAAGACAAGUUACCUUUUAAGGUAACCGUGGUGAGGCGCCUGACUUCGACGCAUCUAAAAAACUGACGAGAAUUCUGCCGAUGCACAAUUAGAUGCAAUUCUGCGUCACCGGUCUCAACGAGAGACGCUCCUUCCCCCCCCCCCCCCGAUGACUCUCCGUCUCGAUUUCUCGAUUUCUCUGAGAACGAUUUAAAAUUGUUUAAUUAACGUUUAAUUAACGCUCUUGAUGUGUACACGUGUGUGAAAAUAAAUAACAAACAAUUUCUACCUAAGAAAUUGAGGUUUGAGCUGCGAAAUAAUUACAAAAAUUAGCGCGACAAGCGUCCGAUGUGUGUACGCGCACUUCGGAAUAAGAUAUUCAAUACGCUAUUGUGUCGCCAGCGACCUUCACCCGCGGUAGCUAAGUCAGACGAGAAAACUAUAUCUCUGUGCGGAGAAUUGCAGUUUCCGUGUCUCACACACACUCGAUUUUAUGCAAUCUCGAAUGAUGAUCACGUCUCUCGUCGUUUUCCAGUCGCGUUUCAGUCGCGCGGAGUUUAGUCAAUUUUCACACAAAAUGGAACAUUUUUCUUCAAGACUUGGUCGCCAUCACGCAGACGACGCAACGCUUCAAAUGAAAAAUAAAUUGCGAUCUUCGAUUUGCUCAUUUUCAAAUCUUUCGGAAGCGAACGUUGAGACCGCGCCGUUCUCGGUGGACUAUUUUUUUUUGCGAUGCUUUUCAACCGCUAAAAGAUUCUAUCGGUAAAGAACGAAACGUUUCAACGGGCAAAAGAAAACGUGAGACAACGACGGUUUCGCGAGACGUUUUUGCGUUCGAUUGAAAAAACGCGAGUAUCCAGUGAUUUGUUUAACAACGUGGUUACUUUGCGGCGCAGAUGCUGCAACCGGGAGAUGAUUUGUGCAGAAACAAAUAAGUGUCGACGGUAUAGAAUGAAAUUUGUUGGAGUUAGGCUCGAUUUUUGGAAAGAUCGAGCAAUUGAUUUAGUUUGCGCGUUACCGCCUAAUUGGCUUCUGAUAAUCUUGUCUCGAGUGCGAAACAAAUUCCGAUAUAUAGCGGUUAUUAUUAAUUAAUUUAAAAAAAAACGCGUACACUUUCGUUUUCCAAUCAAUAUUAAAUUAAUUAAAUUAACUGUCGUAUAUGGUAAUGCGCGAGACGAGAUUUGGCAGAUGCAGAAGUUUUCGAGUUUCAACAAUUGAAUCUCGCGCGAAAAACAAUUUUGUUCCGUACAUUUUCGAAUUGUUGUCGCGCAAAACGAUCGCUCCGUUUACACCAUCUGCUCUGGCGUGCGAAAAUAAAAUUAUUUACUUGCGACACUAACGAAACGUUGGCGAAACGCAGAGAAAAUAUACAGAAGAGUUCAAUUGACGAGCAAAUGGAAAUAUACAAAAUUAUGUUUGUUCUUGUAACACGCAAAUGUGUAAUAUGUAGUUUUAUGUAUAGUUUGUAAUUACUUUGUCACGUUUAAUUGUACAUUUAUCAAUUUUAGAGAUAAGAUUAACAAUUUAUUGUCGCAAUAUAAUCAACGUCCGUUCAAGUACUUUUUGUUUGCAAGUUAGCCAACAAGUGUACACCGAAAAAAUUGUAUUCUUGUUUUGAGGAGAGAUAUCCCACUUACUUUGAGUAUAUUUUAUACUAAAAU
Pseudomyrmex gracilis is the source of this 2330-nucleotide messenger RNA. RefSeq lists its product as uncharacterized. The coding region runs from base 178 to 756 and encodes 192 amino acids. The record is from RefSeq and is a predicted model, not a curated record. The transcript is spliced from 2 exons. NCBI's taxonomy places the organism in Eukaryota, Metazoa, Arthropoda, Insecta, Hymenoptera, Formicidae. Gene Ontology annotation, molecular function: DNA binding.